Messenger RNA from Zea mays, 830 nucleotides. RefSeq lists its product as uncharacterized. Lineage: Eukaryota; Viridiplantae; Streptophyta; Magnoliopsida; Poales; Poaceae. The transcript has 6 exons. The coding region runs from base 62 to 682 and encodes 206 amino acids. The record is from RefSeq and is marked validated.
AACUAGCUUGCGUCCCGGGCGCGGUCCCUGCAUUGCGUCAUCGUCGUCCAUCGUUGGCGAGAUGGCGGCGGUGGCCAUGAGCCCAGAUCUGGCGCUGUUCCUGACGGCGCUGCUGCUGCUAGCCCUGGCAGGAGCAAGGCCAGGAGCAGCAGCAACAACCGACAGUAGCACCAUCUGCGACACAGCCGAGUGCGGCAAGGGCACCUGCAGCGAGGUGCCGGGGAUCCUCCCCGUGGUCAUGGCUUCCUACAAGUGCACCUGCGACCCGGGCUGGUCCCAGCCGAAGUUGCUCAACCUAACGGUCCUGCCCUUCAUGCCCUGCAUCAUACCCGACUGCACCUUCGACUCCUCGUGCUACAACUUCAGCCUCUUCUCAUUGAGAGGAAUACCCCUCACGGACCCCUGCGUGAUCAUCGACUGCGGCCUGGGCGAGUGCAGGAAGGGCCAGGGCUUCAGCUACACCUGUGAGUGCCAGCCGGGAUACGUCAACUUCCUCGACCAAACCUACCUCCCCUGCGUCAAGAACUGUUCCUUCGGCUCGGACUGCUCGAAGCAGGGGAUCGCCCCGCCGCCGGCGCCGCCGCCUUCCACAGCGUCUCCACCCGCACACGGUUCUGUUUCGUCGUGGCGCCUACUGCAGCUGCUGCUCCCGCACGCCAUCCUCCUCCUCCUCCUCCUCUAGGUCGUGUAGCUACAUACGACACGCGAGGGCGGCCGAUCGAGCGCACUGUACAUGUACGAUUGAUCUUACGUGUACGUAAAUACUUGUACUGUACGACCGCAUCCAAUUAUUAAUUCGGCGACGUUCAAAAAAAAAAGGCAUAUGUGUG